AAGAAUAUUCACUACACCUUGAAAACUGAAAGUAAGAAAUAUAAAAAUAAAUAAUGAGUUGGUGUAAAGAUGUUAAAGGUGUCCUAUUAGAUAUAACAGGUGUUCUGUUUGAGAGCGGUGCGAGUGAACCAAUUAAAGGUUCUGUUGAAGCUAUUAAAAGAUUAAAGGACAGUAAAAUUCCAGUGAGAUUUUGUACAAAUGAAACGACCAAGACAAGAAAGAAACUUUUACAGAAGUUACACAGUAUUGGGUUUUCUAUGACAGAAGAGGAUGUAUUUCCCCCAAUACCAGCAUGUUGUCAAAUCUUGAAGUCUAGAGGGCUUAGACCACAUCUUGUGGUAAAUCCAGAUGCCCUGUCAGAUUUUAGUGAGGUGAAUCAAGAGAACCCUAACUGUGUUGUACUAGGAGAUGCUACAGACACCUUCUCAUAUCAGAAUCUCAACAAAGCUUUCCAACUCCUCAUGUCACUAGAUACACCGGUUCUCUUUGCUCUUGGAGGAGGGAAGUAUUACAAGGAAGGCUCAGACUUAACAUUAGAUGUUGGACCUUUUGCAAAAGCACUUGAGUAUGCUUGUGAUGUAAAAGCAGAAAUAGUUGGUAAACCAUCCAAAUCCUUCUUUGGUGCAGUACUCCAAGAUCUAGGACAACCACCAGAGUGUGUAGUAAUGAUUGGUGAUGACAUUGUAAAUGAUGUAGGCGGGGCUCAGUCAUGUGGCAUUAGAGGUGUACAAGUUCGUUCUGGAAAAUACAGGCCAUUGGAUGAAAACCACCCAACAGUAAAGGCUGAUGGUUAUGUGGAUAAUUUAGCACAGGCUAUAGACCUUAUUUUACAAUCCUGAUGCAAUGAAAAUACUCUUUAUUUUUAGUUAUACAUAUCUGUGAAUUGACAUGACAUUACUUUUGACUUAUCAAGAGGUUUAUAAACUUCAGAUAACUUUCCUUGAUAUGUUUUAUCUAGAUUUAUUUGUCGAAGUAUGUUUAUUUUAAAUGGCUUGUCAUGAUCUCACUCUGUAGUCAGUUUUGAGACCCUUUAUGAGAGAAAUAAUUUCUUAGUAGAUUAUUAUAUUGUUUAUGAAUAAAAUAGAGUAUUGGAAAAAUUCCGUUCAAAAUAGGCACAUUGAAUUGACUAUAUGGCUUUUACACUUAGCUCUAUAACCCAGAGAAGUUGUAAUCAAAUUAAAUGGAAUAAAAGGAUUAAGAUUGAUGAGACUCAAUUGAAAAUUAACGUCUUAUUGGUUUGUUAAUGUUAUGGAAUAAACUAUUCCCAAUGCCCAGAGGCUAUAUUACAAUGACUUUGUCUAAUAUUUUUUCAACAAAUAUUUUAAUCCUAAACCAAUAAGAUAACCUGAUUCACUUAUAGCUGUUAAUUUCUGGGUCAUUUGGUCUCUUGUGGAGAGUUGUCUCAUUGGCUAGUUUGAUUGCCAGCUUGACGCUGAUUAUAUAUUUAUAAGUGUUUCUCGUUUCUUGGUUUUUUAUAUACUAGUAGAUUAGACUGUUGGUUUUCCCGUUUGAAUGGUUUUACACUAGUAAUUUGGGGGGGGCUUUACAGCUUGUUGUUCAGUGUGAGCCAAGGCUCCGUGUUAAAGGCCGUAAAUUGACCUAUAAUGGUUUACCCAGUACUUUUUUAAAAUUGUUAUUUGGAUGGAGAGUUGUCUCAUUGGCACUCACACCACAUCUUCCUAUAUCUAUCUUUUCAUCACAUGCUACAGCGGGUGUUGGUCCUAUAUAAAUGUUGUUUGGUGGAAUUAUUUACUUAAG
Molecule: messenger RNA, 1758 nt
Organism: Mytilus trossulus (common blue mussel)
Lineage: Eukaryota; Metazoa; Mollusca; Bivalvia; Mytilida; Mytilidae
Product: phospholysine phosphohistidine inorganic pyrophosphate phosphatase-like
Exons: 7
Coding region: 54-839 (261 amino acids)
Biological process (GO): dephosphorylation
Cellular component (GO): cytosol
Molecular function (GO): phosphatase activity; inorganic diphosphate phosphatase activity
Source: RefSeq, a predicted model, not a curated record